Molecule: messenger RNA, 8602 nt
Organism: Cydia fagiglandana
Lineage: Eukaryota; Metazoa; Arthropoda; Insecta; Lepidoptera; Tortricidae
Gene: Rab30
Product: ras-related protein Rab-30
Exons: 4
Coding region: 247-855 (202 amino acids)
Biological process (GO): vesicle-mediated transport
Cellular component (GO): trans-Golgi network; Golgi cisterna
Molecular function (GO): GTP binding; GTPase activity
Source: RefSeq, a predicted model, not a curated record
AUCGCUUUCGCAUCGCAAAUCGCACUUUAUUUCCCAUUGUUUUGGGAAGGUCUCUUUCGCAUAUUUAAUCUCUAUUACCUUAUCUAAUCAAAUAAUGAUCUUUUGAUCACGAAAAAAUCGUGUGGAUAUACAAGUGUUACUAGAUAAUGUAUUAGGUAGUCAAUUCAUCAAAGCGUAACGUCGCGAGUGGCUGGCUUAAUUUAUUGUAUCAAGUCGGAAUUUCGACAAAUGUGAUUCGGUGUCGCUAUGGAGGAUUAUAAGUUUCUCUUUAAAGUGGUGCUAGUUGGUAAUGCUGGUGUGGGGAAGACGUGCCUGGUGCGAAGGUUCACUCAAGGGCUAUUUCCUCCCGGGCAAGGUGCUACGAUAGGAGUAGAUUUCAUGAUAAAAACAGUGGAAGUUGACGGCGAGAAAGUGAAGCUACAGAUAUGGGACACAGCGGGGCAGGAGCGCUUCCGGUCCAUCACACAGAGCUACUACCGGUCCGCGCAUGCACUCAUACUCGUAUACGACAUAUCUUGCCAGCCCACCUUCGACUGUUUACCAGACUGGCUGCGGGAAAUCGAAGAAUAUGCCAAUAAUAAGGUGCUGAGGAUAUUAGUAGGUAACAAAACCGACCGCGAGGACCGCGAGAUCCCUCGGCACAUCGGCGAGGAUUUCGCGCAGCGGCACGGAAUGUACUUCCUGGAGACCUCCGCCAAAGAGGCCGAGAAUGUUGAGCGGCUGUUCAUGGAGAUAGCUGUGGAACUUAUGGAGCAAGCGAAAUGCAAGGAGCUACCUAAGUACGACGGCAGCCUAGGGCCCAUCAAUGGUAAGACGACGUCCGUCGGAGACUCCUCCUGCUGCUCGCGCUCCUAAACUACACCUUAUGUCCUUGCAAUAAGAGUUACAUAUGAUCAGUUAGUUUUGUUGACAAUUAGUAUCUAUGGUUGAGUUAAACAUUCGCUGCACGUGGAUAUGUAGUGUGCUCUCUGUCACACCUACUUGUGGCAGGAGGCGUUCUGUCUCUUUUACUUGCCGCGUGCAGCGAGUUUUGAACACAACACUUAUGACAUCAAGUUGUACCUUAACUCAAUGCAAUAUGGUUGAAUAUCGAAGAAGUAUGACUGCUUAUGACCCAUCGUUACUCGUAAACAUUUGACGGGGUAUCUGUGUAUUAGCCAUCUUUUCUGGAGCAUUCUACGGGCUGUCCCGGACAGACGCAUAUUAUGUGUUGCGACUUUUUUGGCAUUUAAAGCAGGCGAUUAUUGUUCUGUGCAUAUUUUUGACAGUUAGUUAUAGAAAAGGAAACUCUUAUAAGUACCUGCAAAUCUUCAGAAAAUUCGCGUUCAUAUGGGACAAUGGUACACAAUUUCAUGGAAUGCUCCUUCUGCACUUAACGCAGCAGCGCUACCUAUUGACCGGAAGUUGAGUUAUUUAAAGGCCAUAUAAGCUCCAUCCAUUGGGCGCUGAGACCUGUGGUAAAAAUAUCUCCAUUUCUGUUCACCUAAAGCAGGCCACUGACGAGCCUUCCAAAUGGAUGCCGUUACAAUGGAUUCAUCAAAAUGGACGGCAUCCUAAUAUUAAACAUUGUACGUUUUUGACAUUCACGGACCGAUUUUGGAUUGCAGCCACGCUAUUUGGACUGUUGGAAGGCUCGUCAGUGGCCACCUUGGUCGAUCAACUAUUUCUUGUUGUUAUUCUGUCCCAUCAGCCAGGAGACAAUAGUAGCAUAGUUUCUUAGAAGAACUGGUGUACCAUGUUCUACAAACGUGCUUAGUAGAUGUCCCAUUAUGGAAAGGCCUUAUAACUACCAAAAAAUCAAGUUUGGUUAAUUUAAAUACGAAAUAACUAAUAUUUUAAGAGUGACCCAGGAGACCGUAACCAUGGCAACUAGUGACAAGAAAAAGUUGAUUCACCUAAUAGCGCUGAAUAUUGAAGGAUCGUGAUUUUGUUUACGUGAUACUGUCUCACGCUUCUUAUUUUAUUACCCCCUUAUUCAUAAAACUUUACGGACACGAUUUAGUUAAAUUAUGUUUUAUCCCUUUCUUACAAAUUCAGUUAAAUUAUGUUUUAUCUUUUUCUUACAAUGACAGAUACUCCGGCUUCAUAUAGUUCGUUUUUUUAGCAUUAGAAAGAACUCCACAGAAGCAAGCGUGCAGUUUUUAUCAGGCUCUUUAAUUGUUGAUAAUUAGUAUAAUUACUGAAUUAUCUAAUGUAGCAUGGUCAAUACAUAUAAUUUACUUCAAAUUAUUACCGCUAAAAGUGCCGGAUUUGGAACGACAAGCUUACUUCUGCGAAGUUCUUUCUAAUGCUAAAAAGAACGGACUAUAGUAUGGAUCUAUGGACGAAUCAUAAUUUUAUUGUUGUUACUGUGCAGUGGUAUUAUUGUAGCAGUAUUGUCUCAUGAAGAGAUUUUCUUUUUUUUAUAAGUACAUUUAGGUACAGCAUUUCUCUUUGAAAUACAUUUAUUUUACUUUUUUUAUUGUUAGAAUUACUUGAGGUUCUAGGUAAUUAAUUUAAAAUAAUAAAUUAAUAAAAUUUUACAUGAUACUAAAACCCAUAUCUAUAAUAAUAGGGUGCAGUUUGGAUGUAAACAAUGCAAUUUUUGUUUUAUCAUAUAAACCAGCGGUCGGCAACCUUUUAGCAGCCAAGGGCCAUAUAGUAGUUAACGAAGUUAACGCGGGCCGCAGUUUGGUAAUAUUUGUGACUUUAGCAGACAUUGUCGUUUGUCAUUAUUACAUACAAAAUAGGGGAGGGAGUCCAGGGAGGCUCGCGGGCCGCAUGCGGCCCGCGGGCCGCCGGUUGCCGACCGCUGAUAUAAACCAUGAUGGAAUUAACUAUUAUUAAUUUAUUAUGUUAACAAUAACUUAUUUAUGAUAAGAUUCAUAAGUACUUUGGGGUGAUUUUAAAUAUUGGUAUGUCUAUUGAUGUUUUCAGAUCAUCAGCCGACUUUUCGUAAUUCCCAUUUUUAGAAUUGCCUCAAAGCAAUUUAAAAAGAGUUAACAAUGAAUUAUCAAUUGAUAUUAUUUUUAUUUAAAUGUCAAUAACGAUACCGCGCAGGGUAAAAUUUACAAGGAAUUGAUAAGACUUCGUUUAAUAGUAAGACCUAAUCCUAAACCUAGAAGAAUCUAGAAGAUACUAAACCUUGUAUUUAUAGUUUACUCGUACCAAAGAGAAUUUGAAAUAGAGGAAUAUUCGAAAGUAGGCUAAAAGAAAAGAUGGCGAUACUUUUUGACAUUUAACAAAUUUAAAAUUUAUCAGUGAAAAAUAAAUAUCAAAGUCAAAUGGCGUUCUAAAAGUGUGUCAUUUGUGUCGAAAGAUAGCAGUAAAUGUACUAAAUGUUAAUGUACAUAAUUUACUUUGACAUUAUUCCUCUAGUCUAAAUUCUCUUUGCUCGUACCUAUAUAUCCCAAAAACAAAUUGACAGUUCAAUUGCCCUUAUUUAUAAAACCAAUUUGUCAUUUUGGUACAAAUAAAUUGGCCAUUCUAUUUUCCGGUGUAAUUUCAAAAUGGCGGCGUCGUCUCGAGUUUUUUUUUAUUAUUUCUCAUUAAUGUUGUUUAAAGUACAAUAUUGAUAACUUAUUAAUAAGAAAAAAAUUGGCCAAUCGAACUGUUAUUUUAUUACAGUCAAAUUUAAACAUACGGGUGCACAAAUCGUCUCAAAACUAUGUCCCAUAGCUCUUAUGUCAGUGAAUUAAGAACGGGACAUACCUAUUUUUGAGUAAGUUGUCUAUACCCGUAUUUUUACACCUGUGGCCUAUUUUAUAAAGCUACAAGUUACAAUUUACAAGCGGAAGUCUCGUUCUAACACAUAGGGUUAGAAAGAGACUUCCGCUUGUAAAUUGUAACUUGUAGCUUUAUAAAAUAGGCCACUGACUGUACCUACCAUUGUACACUGUUAACUGGCAAUUCCUGAACCUAAUUUGUAAUGAUAUAAGGUUCAGUUCAGUUAGGGCCACUUGCACCAACUCACUAACCCGGGGUUAACUGGUUAAACCUGGAAUUACCAUGGUUACUAGGGCCCACUUGCACCAUUCUACUAACCCGAGGUUAACGAGUUAAACCAGGAGUUACCAUGGUUACCAGAACAAUUUGACACUAAGUUAACGGUUUAACCACUUAACCCUGGGUUAACGGGAUGAUGCAAGUGGGCCUAGUACAAUUUGACACUGGGUUAACGGUUUAGACGCUGACGCCUAAGAGUGUAGAGUGUCUGGGAUAAAAACACAGCUUAAAGGCUCAGUUUCAUUGGUCGAUAAACAAGGUGCGGUGACUGGUAAAACUCAUUAUGACAUGUGUGGGUAUCUUCCGCACCCCGCAUGCGGGGGUCUAUCGACUAAUGAAAACAGUUCCCCGAAUGCGGGCCCUGUGGCGUGCGUUAUGGAAAUCUCCUAUAUCCCGCAUGCGGGGCCUAUCAACCAAUGAAACUGAGCCUUAAUAUCAGUUUUAAGUGCGAGAAUACCACUGCAGGUGAUCGUAUUUUGUGCGAUAAUCUUGAUGAAUCAAAGCUGAACAUAAUGAUCCAGGAAAAUAAAACUUAUUGCUCAUAUUUAAAGUUCUAAUUCGAACAACAAAUUUAGUUGAGACUGCGAGGUAGUUUGCGCUGUAAUCACAUAGUUUUAGCCUUAAAUUUAACUUGGCUAAACAAAAUUUAACUUUAACUAUGAGAUGUAAGAUUGAAUUUCCUAAUCACUACUAAGUUACUUCGUUACUCAUGUUAUAUAUAUGUCGGCGGCCGAUCGUAAGAUCGGGCAUAUCGUGAAAUUCCUAGGCAUAUCGUGAAACGUGAAAAUCUUUGAUUCUUUCCCUGAGUCGACGGAGCCCCGCUACGCGGGGCUCCUAUUUCUGGGCAGUUUGCCCUUCGGGCAUCUGAAGCAUCCUAACGAACCUAUCCUACCUAUAUAUUGGUUUAAUGUGACUAUCGUCAAAACACACACACAGGAACAUUACGAUCUGCCUGAUCUUACGAUCGGCCGCCGACAUAUAAACCGUAUUCUAGUGGUCGAGGUCAUUCCAAUCUCUUUAAAUUAAGGUAUAGUGUUGGUGCAAUGUCAUAAACAAAAAUUUGUCAUAAAUGCUCUACGGGCGUCUUAUAGUCACGCUUAUCGCGCACGACAAGAUAUAAUAACUAGCGGUAUCAGAUGUUUUGUCAUGUCACGCGCGAUAAACGCUGUUUAUAAUGCGGCUGCUCUUAUAGAUUUAAUUGGUAUGUCAAUUCAGUAGUGGUAGUGUAAGUUGCAUAUCAAAUAUUGUAGAUUUGACCAAAAUAUAUAGUCUUAGCUUCUUGUGUAUACAUUAGUAUGGCUGGAGGUAUGAUAGCUAAUAAUAUUAAUAUGAUAUGAAAUUAAUUUUUGCUCAAUGAGCUCUCUAUAAAUUAAUCUCAUAGUAAAUCAGUUAGUAGAGGGUUUUUUUAAUGGUUUAAUUAUGGUGAUGCUAAGGGCAUUAAAUUUCAUCGGUCAUCGCCGUCCGGGCGAUAGCUCGUAAUGGUGUAAUGGCAAUGAUAAUGAACCCUUGUGGAUGUCAGCUGUCCGUUGAUGGGUUGAGAAGUGGCAGCCAAAAAAAAGUAGUCUUCGCAUCGUGUAUGCAACCUUGCUUGAUCCAUCGUGUAAACACAGCCUUAUAUACUUUUUUUUAGUCUGUGUUUAGACGGACCAAUGUAAACGGGCCGUUAGGAAUGUCACUUUUUAUUAACGUUUAUAAAUAUCUCUGGAAAUUAAAAAAAAUAAUGAGCAUUACAAGCGUGACUGAUAAUGUUACGAGUAAUUAAUAUAAUGUAGACCCAUUGCAUAAUAAAUUAAUAAUUAUAAAAUGGCAGUUACUUAAAUAAAUAGAAUUCGUAGUGGUGACAUUGUACCAACACUGCCGACUAAAACAAAAUGGUUGCAAUUUUGUUAUAAUAUAAAUAUUAAUUAUUGGUAUUAUAUCUAUCGUGAACAAGCCUUGUUUGGUUUGGUUUAUACUAGGAUAUAAAUCAAAGGGAGCAGGAUUUUUUUAUCAAGGGGGGCUCAGUGCAAAUAAGGUUGGGAACCCCUGAGGGUACCGCUAACAUCGAAAACUUGAGAAAAGUUAUCUGCCUCUUUGUCGCUCGAAUACGCAAGACUCGCAAGAGCGAUAGAGAGGCAGAUAACGAUUUUCGAUUUUUCGUUGUUGGCGGUAGGCCCUCUGGUUUAUAUUAGACAUAGGGCUGAAAUACUAUUUUGUAGAUUAUGGUUGUUUGAGGUUAAAGUGGAUGUAAUAGUGAUUAUGUAACACACAUAGUUUGCUUUACUAAAUAUUAUUAAUGAGUACAUACUAAAGUAAGGACGCUAGGCUUGAAGAAUUUCGGACAUUGACCCGCAAUUUCCUGUCUCUAUCGCACGCGCAUAAUUAUAUUGCUGUCCCGCCCAUAUUGCCGGCGGUCAAUGCCACUACGAAAUUUUCCAUGCUUAACGUCCUUGCUUUAGCAAUUUCUUUGUUUUAAAACAAACAUGGAAUACAGUAAAAAGUACUUGUGUUUGUCAGUGACAGCAGAGACGAGUGAUCAAUAAAAAUUGCUAAUCUUCUGACAAAUAACUUGAAAAGCUUAUCUAGAUGAGUAGAUGGCGCUGUCUUUUCUAUCGCAACGCCAUCUAGUAAAACUCACUGAGUAUUCUCAAUAGGUUAAAUAUUAACGCAAGUGGCACUUCAAUCGUUUAAAAAAAUAUGACAUUGUUCUUAGACAUGCCAAAUCCAAACAAGCCACAUACUACAGACUUUCAUUUGGUUUUUAAUCUGUAGGCAAUUUAACUUAUAAUCUGUGGGUUUUCAACCUUAUUUUGCAUGAAGAUUAGCAGUCUGUGGCUGGCCUUAGGUUGUAAUUAUGUGGAAGUUGUAUUAAUGGUGCGGAGUUAAAGCCGUAACACACUACCACACCGCACCAAAGUCACGGUGCGUCGCACACAUAAGUGCCUAUAAGAGAUAUCUCCUUCUCGCUCUAACUUAUGGGUGCGGCGCACCGUGACCGUGGUGCGGUCCGGUAGUGUGUUACGGCUUUUACACAUCGUACCUAUAUAGUUGUAUAUUUACUUUGUGCAUUUGACAGUGAUUACUAAGCUUUAUAAUAAAUAUACAUUAUAUGUUAGAAACCAACUGCGAGUAGUUGUUGUUAUAUUUGUAAUUUGAGCAUUAUUUUUAUUUGGCGAGUUGGUAUUUAAAUUUUAUUGAAGUCUUCUGACCAGUACACAUAAUGUAGGCCGAUCUAAGAUGUAUCUUCUUAGUAGUUUAUGACACUAGGUUAGCCGUUAAAGGGAGCAAGCGUUAUAGUUAUCUCUUUUCACUGUAAAGCGCUCCUUAGAUUGGCAAACUUUGGCGCAAUAUGUGUACUAGGCAUUAUUUCAUCUUUCAGGAUUACAUGGGGAAUAUAAGUAUUUUAUUGUAAUACAUACUGGGCUAAUGAACGCUUCCUAUCGCAUGACAGUGACAUGCUGUGUGGCUAUGAGAUUUGAGAGUUCACAUUUAUUAUAUUUCAUUUUCUCAGUUUGUACACAGUAAAAAAAUUGGUUGUUUAUAUUUUUUAUUACUCGUUGGUGUUGCCAGAUUAAAACCGCCUUCUUAUUUAAAAAUAAAAUGCGUUUAUAGUAGAUCGACUACAGCAUUAUAACUUAUAACUUAUAAGCCCUAACCCCUAAACUGAGGGGCUACCGCGAAAACCGAAAUUCGCAAAUUGCGGGGAUCUUUCUCUUUUACUCCAAUGAAGGCGUAAUUAGAGUGACAGAGAAAAAUUCGAUUUUCGCGAUUAUAGCCCUGUUCUAUCAUUUUGUAUGGUUGCUUGUAUAGCCGUGAAACUUAUGAGAUAUGUUAUUUAUAGUAAUCAAUGCCGCAAAGUGAUUUAGACUAUUUUAAAGCUUUAGAAAUAGUUAUGUAUGUUAAUUAAUUACGCCACAAAAUAGUGUUUUUGUGAAUUGUUAACUUUAACCUAGGGUUACUGAUAUAUUUAUUAUAAUUUAUAUUAUGCUUGUUCUAGGUGUCUAUUUUGGGAAUACAUAUGUUUUUUUCAUCACAUAUACUUCUUUGUGCACUUACACGCGAGGUUGUUUUUAAAUUGUCUGUUUAAUUGAUGUUGAAUAUGUGCAAUACGAUUUUUUUAUGCUGGUAACAUUGUUAAUGAUAUAAUUUGUAUAAAUAAUGUUUUAUUGCUAAGCUAAUACAGAGAUGAGAUAUGAAAUAAUAACUGCUAAAUAUUCAACAAAUAACAGAACUAGUGUGUCUAUAGUUGACGUGUUACAUACUUAUGGAACUAUACAAAUUAUGUGUUUGAGAUUCUCAUUUUAUAGAAACAGCAGGUGGAGAAUAGCAGUCUUUAUUUUAUAUUUAUCUCUGGCUAACAGUAUGAAAUUCGAAGUAGUAUAGUAGAUGAGCUUCCUUAUGAUUAUUUCUACGUGUGACUGUGACAGCUCUUUUGUAGAAAUCAAUUUAGAAAAUGAAAUAGUUACGUUAUGUGACUGAAUGAAAUAUAAUAGCCGUUUUAUUACAAUUAUUGGAUCUGAAAAUACCUAUCUUGAUGUUUCCUGAUAAUUAUCAUUUUAAAUUAAGCCACCAAAGAAACGGAAUUAUUGUAAUACUCGCAAUUAAUUAAUAAAUAAUAAAAUGAUCACUUUGGAUACAA